GGAAAAAGUGAAGGCGGAGUGGAGGAUGCCCCCCGGCUUCGGGUACUCCAGACUUGAUUCGCCAACAUGGGGUUGUUUUUCCUUCCUACCACACGGGAGUAGUGCGGUCUGAGACUCUCGGAUCGUAGCCUGGAAGAGAAAGGCCGGUAGCGCGGAGCGAGGUUAUUUCAUUUUUGUGAGAUUAUAAAUGUACCUUGGACAUUAACAAAACUAAGUUAAGAAGAAUGGAAGAAGGCCAACUGGGAGCCUCAAGUCUUCCUCUAAAAACUCGAUAUUCUGAGGUGACUGUGUCAGUGACAGGCGAACCACCUAGUGUUGUAGAAGAGGAAGAAACAGCCAAAGAAGCAGACAUAGAUACCAUCCCAGAAGUCAUAGAGCCACUGUCCAUUCUAGAUAUGCUGAGGAUCUCUGCAGUUCUGGAGGAUACCACAGACCAGCUCUCUAUUCUAAACUAUAUUAUGCCAGUUCAGUAUGAAAGAAGACAAAGUACCCUCAUGCUGGAGAUUGUUGGAGAAAGCGGCAGCUGCCCCAGCAGAGGUGACCACAACGAUGGAGCUGUCUCACGGAGCCAGGACCAGCGGGAGCGCAUUACCCACUGGCGCUGCGGUGACCACUCACGUUCCGCCAGCUCGUUGCCUGUUUCCCUGCACUGCUGUGGCCUGCGCGGAACCAUGGCUCUGCUCCUAGUGCUUCUGUCCUUGGUGGCCGGUGUGUUGGGGAAUGAGUUUAGUAUACUAAGAUCACCAGAGUAUGUUGUUUUCCGCAACGGAAAUUGGCCUAUACCAGGAGAGCGAAUCCCAGAUGUCACUGCAUUAGCCAUGGGCUUCUCUGUGAAAGAAGACCUUUCUUGGCCUGGACUUGCGGUUGGUAACCUAUUCCGUCGUCCUCAAGCUACCAUUCUGGUGACAGUGAAGGGAAUGGCCAAACUCACUCUACCUCCAAGCAGUGCCAUUUCGUAUCCUUUGGAGGAUGAAGUUCCUUUUAGUCUGGACAGUGUUGCAGAUUCCAUUCACUCCUUAUUUUCUGAAGAAACACCUAUAGUUUUGCAGUUGGCUCCCAGUGAGGAAAGAGUAUAUAUGACGGGGAAGGCAAAUUCCGUUUUUGAAGAUCUUUCAGUCACAUUAGCACAGCUCCACAAUCGCCUGUUUCAAGAAAACUCUGUUCUUAAUUCACUUCCCCUCAGUUCCCUAAGUGGGAACAAUGAGGUUGAUCUGCUCUUUUUUUCUGAACUGCAAGUUCUAUGUGAUAUUUCAGGUUUGUUGUCUCAACAUAAGCAUCUAGCCAAGGAUCAUUCUCCUGAUUUAUAUACACUGGAACUGGCAGGUUUGGAUGAAAUUGGGAAACAUUAUGGAGAAGGUUCUGAACAAUUCAGAGAUGCUUCUAAGGUCCUUCUUGAUAUUCUGCAAAAGUUUGCAGAUGACAUGUAUAAUCUUUAUGAUGGGAAUGCAUUGGUAGAGCUAGUGACUGUCAGAUCAUUUGACACAUCCUUUGUGAGGAAGACAAGGACUAUCCUUGAGGCAAAACAAGAAGAGAGCUCACCAAGUCCUUAUAAACUUGCAUAUAAGUAUAAUUUUGAGUAUCCAGUGAUUUUCAACAUGAUACUUUGGAUCAUGAUCACCUUGGCUUUGGCUGUGAUUAUCGUCUCUUACAAUAUUUGGAACAUGGAUCCUGGAUAUGAUAGCAUCAUUUAUAGGAUGACAAAACAGAAGAUGCAAAUAGAUUGAACUUUCCUAAUGCCAAAAUUAGUAAAGGGUUUUGAAAAUUAGUUGUUUUGUGAAAAUAAAUUGUUUAAGUGUAAUUUCAAGUAGAUAGUAUACUUUAAAUUUUUUAAAAAACAAAUUUUGUUUUCUAUUUUGUAUGUGCCUGUGGAGUUGUUUUUGAGUAAAGUAUGGUAUUGACAUGAAUUGAUUUAUGUGAUAGAUUCCAUAAUCUGCUAAAUAUAAUAUAACCAUUAAUUACAAUUUCAUUCCAUUUAGUAUUUGAAAAUAAUGCACUGAUAUAAAUGUAAAACACUUAGAAUACCUUGUGUUACUUAUGUUGAGAAAAUGCACUUAAUUUAUUAGAGAAACUUAUGAAUGCUUAACUCCCUUACACAGGAUAGGUGAAAAUGAUAUUUGGGUUGUCAUAUCUAUGAACCAUUGUAAUUGUCUUAAUUUGAUGUAAAUAUCUCUGAAACAAGAGAAAAGGUUUUUGACUUUAGAGCAGCCCUAAACUAUGAAAGUGCAUAUACAGUCGCUUUGGUUUCGAAUUACAUCUAAUUAACAGAGGACAGCUGUUUUUUAACCUCUUCUGAAAGUUUAGUAAUCUGAAUGAUCUAGUAUGGAUAUUAAAAGUACUACAUGGAUCUAAGAAGAAAGUAGCUUUGUGGAGUUAUAAAUUCUCAUACACACAAAAACAAAUAUUUGGGGGAACAUCUUAGAGCAUGAAUAUAAAAAUCUUUUUAUUUCAGUAACUUUUUCCUCUGUGUAAGUUACUGUGGUUUGUGUCAUUGUAGACUAUGGACAGCGUCAUUGUAGAAUAUUAAGUGUAAGUAGAUGCUCCCUACUUUUCAUGUGGAAGUGCACCAAUGUCUAUAAAGAGUGACAAAGUUAAUGAUUUCCCCAAAGCCCCCAAAUACAUAUUUAUUAAGUUUAGCAAAUUACCUUAUGUAAUUUGUACAGAGAGUAUUCUUAUUUCUGAUUCUAUGACGUGUGAAAAUUGCUACAUUAAUGAGGGUAAAUUGCUUUCUAUGUCUAACAGAAAAGAAGUAUAUAUUUGUUGUGACUAGAUAAUUAAAUUUCCCUUUAAUUGCUCCUGAGGAUUUAAAAAUGAUUGUUGUUAUUUGUAUAAUCUGGGUUUACAAAGUUUUAAAAAAAUUUUCCAAGUUCAUACAAGAUUUUAAUAGAACACUGGAUUUGGAGUCAGGAGGCCUUUGCAGUUUAGUUGUGUGCUAUGAGUGAUUCAUUUUAGUGUCUUGGUCUUAGUUUUCUCACUUGUAAAAUAUGAUGAAAUUUCAACUAAAUGAUCUAUAUGAUCACUUCCAAUGCUAACAUUCUGAGUUUUGGAGUAAUUUUAAAAUGACCUUAAUGGAUAUUGUAGGAACUUCACAGCAAAUUAAUUUCCUUAUCAAUUUAUGAAUGGUAAAGAGAUUGGAGGCCCAAGAACUCAGCCUUUCAAUGCAUUUAAAAUAAUACUCUAAUUAAUAAAUUAAGAUAAUUAACAUAUAGUACAUAAGAAACUAGUGUUUCCUUCUUAUUUAUUGUCUCCUUCAGUAAGGAUCCAAAAUAAAAAGAGAAGAUACUCAGUUAACAAGAUGAAGUCUUAUAAUACUUAUCAAUGUUAAUUUCAGUCAUAAAAAAUGGUAAUUUGCCACUAUAGAAAUUUAAGAAAGAAUGAAAAACAUAAAUUUAUAAACAGUGCUUGGCUGCGCUCACCACUCCAAUAAGUAAAAGAACAAAACUUUUGUACUGUUUUAUUCUUUUUAAUGAUGGUAUUUAGUCACAAAAUUUUCUCACUUAAGUAGAGGUUCUGCUUAUGAUUUUAUAGAAGUAUAAAUAAUAAAGACUUGCUCUCUUACCUUGAUUAACAGCAUCCUAAAACCUCUUUCUCAGUGCAAGUUAGUUCCAUAAUUUAACAAAAUUGUGGAUCUCUUAAGAUGACUUUUUUGUUUUUACUUCAUAGUACUAUAGUUCUAAUGCAUUAAUUUUACUGUGCCAUUAAACUGUAUGGCAUAGGAUAUA
Messenger RNA from Phyllostomus hastatus (greater spear-nosed bat), 3719 nucleotides. It is a transcript of the gene IQCG, whose product is annotated as IQ motif containing G. Gene Ontology annotation, molecular function: protein binding; signaling receptor activity. The transcript is spliced from 4 exons. The coding region runs from base 225 to 1724 and encodes 499 amino acids. Gene Ontology annotation, biological process: cilium organization; positive regulation of Wnt signaling pathway; sperm axoneme assembly. Lineage: Eukaryota; Metazoa; Chordata; Mammalia; Chiroptera; Phyllostomidae. Gene Ontology annotation, cellular component: membrane; external side of plasma membrane; cytoplasm. The record is from RefSeq and is a predicted model, not a curated record.